CAUCUGUAUCGUUCUCUCCGGCGGAAAAGCUCCCGUACAGGGUUCACAGCUAACAAUUGCUUCCAUCCUAUUAUAGAAGACUAUUAUUUUAAGUUUUUAACUGCAGUAUAAUGGAUCAUCCGCGAACCACCUCUGAAAAUGGUGAUGAUAAUGUUGGUAUUCCAGAGUAUUUGCGCUGUAAAAGGACUGAUGGAAAGCAAUGGAGAUGCAGUGCAAUGUCCAUGCCAGAUAAGACUGUAUGUGAAAAGCAUUACAUCCAAGCAAAGAAGAGGGCAGCAAAUUCUGCAGUCAGGGCGAGUCUGAAAAAGAAGAGGAAAUCUUUUAAUGAAUGUGAUGAUUACUUGGAUAAUAAGAAUGAUGAUAUGGAUAUACCUGUUGUGAAGACAAGGGUUGUAGAAUCCCAUGCUUCAGCUCCUGGGAAGAAGCAUAAGGAGAGCAUUCGCAAAACCCGGGUGCUGCGCUCUCCUGAGACACCUCCAACUAGGAGUUUUUCUACUUCUAUCCCUUUAAAACCAAAUGAUGAUCCACCAGUAGAUAUUAGUGAGUUUGAUGAGGACUGGAAAAGUUCUUAUACAACACCAACAACUUCUGGCAUGGAACCAUCAAAGAGUAGAGCUCGAAAGAACCUUGAUGACAAUGCUCUGGUGGAACAUUCUUCUGGAAGCACAGAUACUUCUAAUGAUGCUGAUGGGAAAAUAUGCCAUCAGUGUCGAAGAAAUGACCGUGGGAGAGUUAUUUGGUGCAUGAGAUGUGAUAGAAGAGGAUACUGUGAUGGCUGCAUUUCUAAACGGUAUCCCAAACUCUCAUUGGAGGAGAUACAGAGGUGCUGUCCUGCAUGCAGCGGGACUUGUAAUUGCAAAGUGUGCUUACGUGGAGAUAAUUUAAUAAAGGUCAGGAUACAAGAGAUAGCUGCCCGAGACAAAUUGUUAUAUCUCUAUGGCAUCUUGUCUGCAGUCCUUCCUGUAGUUAAGCAGAUUCACUCUGAGCAGUGCUCUGAACUGGGGAUUGAAACCAGGCUUCAUGGAACCAAAACAGAUAUUCCCAGGGUCAAGUUGAAUGCAGAUGAACAGAUGUGCUGCAAUUGCUGUAGGAUUCCUAUUACUGAUUAUCACCGGCACUGUUCAAGUUGCAUGUAUGAUCUAUGCCUGACAUGUUGUCGGGAACUUCAACAAGCAUCUUCUGAUGAUGCCAAAGGAGAACUACUGGAAAAUCAGGGUGGUGGGAAAAUCCAAGAUGAGGAAACAAUGUCAAAUGAAUCGAGAUCAUUUGAAUUAGGAUUUAAUUUAUCAGUUCAAUUUCCUGAUUGGAAAGCCAAUAGCGAUGGUACUAUUCCUUGUCCGCCUAAGGAAUAUGGUGGUUGUGGUUCUUCAUCAUUAACUUUAACGCGCAUAUUCAAGAUGAAUUGGGUUGCAAAAUUGAUGAAAAAUGUGGAGGAAAUGGUUAAUGGUUGUAAGGUGUAUGAUGUGGAUAAUUCACAACCUACAAGCUUAAGUGACUCUAGCUUGUGCCAAGCUGCCUGCAGAGAGGACCAAGACAAUAAUUUCCUGUAUUGCCCAACAUCUCAGGACAUUGGAAUUGAAGGAAUUGGUCGUUUUCGAAAGCAUUGGUGUCGAGGGGAACCCAUAAUUGUUAAGGAGGUGUUCAAUUGCACGUCUGAUUCAACCUGGGACCCCAUGGCCAUAUGGAGUGGGAUACGGGAAACUACAGAUGGAAAAAUGAAUGAUGACAACAAAACUGUUAAGGCAAUAGAUUGCUUAAAUUGGUCUGAGGUUGAUAUUGAACUUGGUCAGUUCAUCAAAGGAUAUGCAGAAGGACGAAUCCAUGAAAAUGGCUGGCCGGAAAUGUUGAAGUUAAAGAAUUGGCCAUUGCCCAGUGCAUCUGAAGAUUUUCUUUUGUACCAGAGACCCGAUUUUAUUGGUAAACUGCCACUUCUUGAGUAUAUCCAUUCCAAGUGGGGUCUUCUAAAUGUUGCUGCAAAAUUGGCCCACAAUUCCUUGCAGACUGAUGUAGGACCUACAAUUUCUAUUUCGUACGGGACAUUUGAGGAACUGGGUAGAGGUGAUUCUGUGGUCAAUCUCCAUAUGAAUAUGCGUGAUAUGUUAUACCUGUUGAUGCAUACAUCUGAAGUGAAGCUAAAAGGUUGGCAGCAAACUAUAAUUGAGAAAAUACAGAAAUCUUUCAAGGAAUCUGAUGAAAAUGAAUCGGUUGGUGAUGCACACACAAGUUUGGAUGAGAGUGGAAAAUCACCUGACCCAACGCCUAGUGGGCAUGCUGAACAGAAUGAAGGGGUGACAUCGAAUAUGGAUGAAGAUGAGAUCAUGAAGGAUCAAACGUUCAAUUGGGAUAAUACUGGGAAAGCUCGUGCAGGAGCACUUUGGGAUGUGUUCCGUCGUGAGGAUGUCCCAAAUCUGAUUGAGUAUUUGAGAGUUCAUCGGGAAGAAUUUGGGAAGCAUGCUAAUCUCCCAGACGACUCAGUGAAACAUCCUCUAUAUGAUGAAGCAGUUUUCCUGAAUAAAGAGCACAAAAUAAAAUUGAAAGAGGAAUUCAGAAUAGAGCCCUGGACAUUCAAACAAAAUGUCGGGGAGGCUAUAUUCAUCCCUGCUGGAUGCCCAUUCCAAGUGAGGAAUCUUAAGUCUUCAGUUCAGUUGGGCCUCGACUUUUUAUCUCCUGAGAGCCUGGGAGAGUCUGUACGGCUGGCUGAAGAAAUCCGCUGUCUUCCAAAUGACCAUGAAGUAAAGCUUCAUAUGUUGGAGGUGGAGAAGAUGUCACUCUAUGCUGCCAGUUCAGCUAUAAGAGAAGUUCAAAAGUUGGUACUUGAUCCCAAUGUUGGGUCAGAGCUCGGAUUUGAAGAUCCAAACCUAACUGCAAGGGUUGCUGACAGCUUGGAGAAGAUGAUUGAACGAAGGCAAAUUGCCUGUGUUUGAAACUAUGUGUGCAGCACUUAUAACUUGAUAUAGGUCAACCCCUUUCUUCAGUGGUAGCAUCAUUAUAUAAGAAAGAUUGAUGCAUUUUAUUGCAAUUUUUCCCCGUUGUCAUA
Molecule: messenger RNA, 3037 nt
Organism: Telopea speciosissima
Lineage: Eukaryota; Viridiplantae; Streptophyta; Magnoliopsida; Proteales; Proteaceae
Product: lysine-specific demethylase JMJ25-like
Exons: 14
Coding region: 111-2924 (937 amino acids)
Biological process (GO): regulation of transcription by RNA polymerase II
Cellular component (GO): chromatin; histone deacetylase complex
Molecular function (GO): transcription coregulator activity; chromatin DNA binding; histone H3K9 demethylase activity
Source: RefSeq, a predicted model, not a curated record